Medioppia subpectinata is the source of this 609-nucleotide messenger RNA. The record is from the annotation of a GenBank genome assembly. Lineage: Eukaryota; Metazoa; Arthropoda; Arachnida; Sarcoptiformes; Oppiidae.
AUGGUUAUAAUGAAUCUAGCUGAUUGUUUCAAACAAAAUGGCCUAGAUGCGGCCCUGGCCGGGCCAUUUGCCGACGACUGGCAGGUGUGCGCCGAAAAUCUUGGUGAAGCCUACACCCAAGCGAUUACCGAGCCUGAUAAUUUUGCCUACGCCGCGCGCACCGAUCUAGCUGAUUUUCUCGACCUGUUGGGCGCCAAGCUAGGCUAUCUAAUCAUGAACAAUCUGGAAACUGUGCCAGAUCAUUCCGACGCCGAGCAGGCGUACAACGAUUGGGUAAACGAUAGACGGGUUGCCGUAAUAGAAAUGGCCAAGUUCAUUAGAAAAACGGUUACCGGCACUCCCGGUGCCGACUCCGGGCACCAUUUGGAUGGCUUAAAAGUGGCCAUAACUAAGUCAAUGAACAUUAUGGCCCAGACCUUUAGAGCUAUUACCGAGAAUAAUGAGCCCCGGGUGCAAUUGUGCAUCGGUAAUUGGCUAGAUGAUUUUUCAAACAAAAUCAAACAGGCCAUUGAUGCGCAAAUCGCCGUGCGCAAAAAUGGUGCCGAUACUUUACCAGAUGAGUAUAAGUACCUUGAUGCAUUGUGCGCUGAAUGGUCCAAGUACAAUUAA